Messenger RNA from Saccostrea echinata, 723 nucleotides. RefSeq names its product angiopoietin-related protein 1-like. The record is from RefSeq and is a predicted model, not a curated record. NCBI's taxonomy places the organism in Eukaryota, Metazoa, Mollusca, Bivalvia, Ostreida, Ostreidae. The coding region runs from base 1 to 723 and encodes 240 amino acids. The transcript is spliced from 4 exons.
AUGCAGAGAAAGGUUUUGCUGUGUAUCGUUCUUGUUCAAUUUGGAACGUGGCUUUCUCUUGGCAAUGCUGCAGCCGUGAAGUUCAAAGAUUGUGACCAUGUACGUGCAGCGGGGUUUGUCAAAAACCAGACAUACACCGUGUGGAUGAAUGAUACAACUUCCUUCAAGAUUCGUUGCGAACAUGGAAUAUCAACCUCGAAUGCAGUGAUUAUGAUGAGAUUAAACGGGACAGAAAAUUUCAAUCGUUCCUGGCGGGAUUAUCAGAGGGGGUUUGGCAAUCCUAAAUUUAACCACUGGCUGGGGCUCGAUAAGAUUCACUACUUAACCAGUAGAGGUUAUAACAUACUAACUGUAAACAUGCUUGAUUGGUAUGCCGUUUUAAAGUCCGUCCGCUAUUUUCAUUUCAACGUAUCCAGUGCACCAAACUUUCAACUCUCCAUCAGGGACUAUCUGGGUCAAGUUCCAGAUGACCUUUUGUACAACCAUGGAAUGAACUUCGCUACGUAUGACAAGGGAGAAUUCGACUACAAUGAUUGUGCACAGAAGCUGAGAGCGGGGUGGUGGUACAAUGACUGCACGUACGCCCUACCAACAGGUGUUUACUAUCCGGGAGGGGACUACUCGCCUAAAGGGGGGUUCUAUGAUGGAAUGUUCUGGAAGGACUGGAGGGGAUACGGAUACUCACUAAAAGUCAUGAGGAUGGUUCUUUCUACUUCCGUGUAA